Maudiozyma barnettii is the source of this 807-nucleotide messenger RNA. RefSeq lists its product as uncharacterized. Bases 1 to 807 code for a protein of 268 amino acids. The record is from RefSeq and is a predicted model, not a curated record. NCBI's taxonomy places the organism in Eukaryota, Fungi, Ascomycota, Saccharomycetes, Saccharomycetales, Saccharomycetaceae. The transcript has a single exon.
AUGAACCGUGUAAUGGAAACAGAUCAAUUGCCAGUGGACAAAUUCAAUGGAUAUUGGAACUAUCAUUGGAAUGAAUGUAAAUACUCAAUACCUUUAAGAAUGUUCGUAGUCGUUGGAUUUGGUUUCUUUAUUAUAGCAGGUAUUAUAAGUUGUGAUGAAUGUGAUCAAGAAGGUGUACAUGUACUUGGUAUAUUUGGUAUUAUAUGCAAUUGUAUAGCAUUUUGUAUGCCUUUGAUUGACACAUAUGAUCCCCAUGAUUAUCUUGGAGUUGAAGGUCAUAUAAAGUAUUUCUUCGAGAUUACUCAAAGGAAACCUACGAUGGAGGCAAGAACCUGGCAUGAAAUAUCUUUAACGAUGAAUCAAUUUGUUAAAGAGAAUAAAUUAACUAGGACAGGAUAUUUAUUUUAUGAUGAAAAGAGUUGUCAAGAUUAUUUUAUUAGAUUAGUCGAGAAUCAUUUUCAAAGAAAAAGAUAUAGAGCAGAACAAAAGAAAAGAACUACACUAAUCAAGAUAUCUGGUUAUAAACCAAAGGAAAGAAGAUGUGAAGCACAAGAAUAUUCUGAUUGUAAUGAACAAGCAAAUCCUUCUUCUCCUUCUUCUUCUCCUUCUUCUCCUUCUUCAUCACCAAACCAAUCUCAUGCGAUUAUUAGAAAUGAUUUAUUAAACAUAGGCGAGAAUCCAAUUGAUAAUAAGAUUAUACGUAAAUCAUUUAAGAAGGCAAGAAAAGUAUACCAAAAACAGACUGAAAUUUAUUGGAAUAAUAAAUAUCCUGAAUUACAUAUUAGAAGACAAAAGAAAAGAAAAUGA